Messenger RNA from Macaca mulatta (Rhesus monkey), 2946 nucleotides. RefSeq names its product cathepsin O (gene CTSO). NCBI's taxonomy places the organism in Eukaryota, Metazoa, Chordata, Mammalia, Primates, Cercopithecidae. Gene Ontology annotation, biological process: proteolysis. The record is from RefSeq and is a predicted model, not a curated record. Gene Ontology annotation, molecular function: cysteine-type peptidase activity.
GGGAGGAGCCGAGGAACCGAAAGAGAAAACAGGCCGCGCAGGCCGCGGAGGAGCCGGGCGCCUUAAUGGAGCUCCGGACGCUGCUGUGGCUGCUGUGGCUGCUGUGGCUUCUGUGCCGGGGCGGCGGCGAUGCGGACUCCCACGCCCCCUUCACCCCGACCUGGCAGCGGAGCCGCGAGCAUGAGGCCGCCGCCUUCCGGGAAAGCCUUAAUAGACAUAGAUACUUGAAUUCUUUAUCUCCCGGUGAAAACUCCACCGCCUUCUAUGGAAUAAAUCAGUUUUCCUAUUUGUUUCCUGAAGAGUUUAAAGCCAUUUAUUUAAGAAGCAAACCUUCCAAGUUUCCCAGAUACUCAGCAGAAGUACAUAGGUCCAUCCCCAAUGUGUCUUGGCCAUUAAGAUUUGACUGGCGGGACAAGCAUGUUGUGACACAAGUGAGAAACCAGCAGACGUGUGGAGGAUGCUGGGCCUUCAGCGUGGUGGGGGCAGUGGAAUCUGCAUAUGCAAUAAAAGGGAAGCCCCUGGAAGACCUAAGUGUCCAGCAGGUCAUUGACUGUUCGUAUACUAAUUAUGGCUGCAAUGGAGGCUCUACUCUCAAUGCUUUGAACUGGUUAAACAAGAUGCAAGUAAAACUGGUGAAAGAUUCAGAAUAUCCUUUUAAAGCACAAAAUGGUCUGUGCCAUUACUUUUCUGGUUCACAUUCUGGAUUUUCAAUCAAAGGUUAUUCUGCAUAUGACUUCAGUAACCAAGAAGAUGAAAUGGCAAAAGCACUUCUUACCUUUGGCCCUUUGGUAGUCAUAGUAGAUGCAGUGAGCUGGCAAGAUUAUCUGGGAGGCAUUAUACAGCAUCACUGCUCUAGUGGAGAAGCAAAUCAUGCAGUUCUCAUAACUGGGUUUGAUAAAACAGGAAGCACUCCAUAUUGGAUUGUGCGGAAUUCUUGGGGAAGUUCAUGGGGAGUAGAUGGUUACGCCCAUGUCAAAAUGGGAAGUAAUGUUUGUGGUAUUGCAGAUUCUGUUUCUUCUAUAUUUGUGUGACAUGUUGGAGAGAUGAAGAGACAGCUACAAAAUGAAGGUUUUCAUAAUGCAGUGUAACAUAGUACUUCAAAGUGUUAUUCAACUUCAAGUUUCAGCAACUACCUACAAAAGAUUCUAAGACCCAGUAGUAUUUAAAGUAAGUUUCAGAAUGUUACCUUCUUGUAGAGAGAUGGACAACCAAAGUCAGUGGGACACACUCCAGCGCAGAAGGCUGCAAGGAAGCCUAUGGAAGAGUUUCCUGCCCUGACAGGAAAUUCAGAUUAGGAAAUAUUUUAGGUCACUGCAACUGGAGGAGGCUGCUGUUUACUUUUGUUUGCUUGUUAUUUAUUUGAUUGUUUAUUAUGAGAUAUUUCAGGUGGGAUCAAAGAGGUCAUAAGAAUUUAUUUUCUUUUGUGGGGUAUAAUUACUAGCUUUAGGUUACCCCUAUACACAAGAACGGCCAACCUAAAAUUUUGUGUUCCUUGUACAGUUCAUCAUAUUAGCAGCCCUCUGAGAUGGUAUAUUGGAAGGAUUUGCAACACCAAUUGCUUUACCUAAACAAAUGGUGCUUACUCUUUGAACAGCAGAGUGACCACGUAGAAGGAAGGAAAAGGGUAAAAUCCCUUCAGUUAAACUGAAAUUAAAUGAACAAUAAGGCAACUACAUAAGUAACUUCUAGUAGCAUUGUCUAAGAGACAACUUACUGUUUGAUAAUUUUCAUUGUGAAUAGGAAUCCAAUAGAUCAUAUUUCUUACUUUGUUCUUUUUAUACUGGAGAAUAAUAUUUUGUUCUCUAGUAUAUCAAAAUAUCAAAAUAUUAUCUCAUAUUUUCUCCCUCUCUUUCUCUUACUCUUUCUCAAGUUUUCCUGGUGGCUUUGCUUCCCUGACUAAAGAAUUAAGUCUCAUUUUUACUUUCCAUUUCUAUUUUCUGGCCACUUAGUUGACUCCCUUUGUCUCUAUACUUUUACCAACAUUAGGAUCUCACCUCUUCCUUCCUCCCCUAAUUCAUAGGCACCACUCCUAUCAAAGUCCCAUCUCUUACCCCUGGGUAUCAGUCAAUCUGUGAGUUUUCCAGACUCUGUUUCCCAGUUUUCCCCUUAGCUUUCCCGGUCUCCCAUCUGAACUGCUUCUUUGUGCACCUGUUUUCCUUUCCCUUGGCUCCCUGUCUUGAUUCCUGUGAUCACUCUUGCAUCACUAAUUACACAAGUGAUUUCAGGUGCAAUUCUGAUUAGCCUGCAUCUGUGCAGUGAUCAAUAAUCCAGUGUGCCUAGAAGGGACACUGUGUGCUGUUCAUGACCUGCAACCAGGAAACAAGCCAUUUCUUGUUAGCAGUGUGAGAACCUUAUAGCAAAAGAGUUGACCUUCUGGUUGAAUAUAAGUACAACCAUAUUAAAUGAGUCAAUACAAGAAAAUUAUUUCUGAUACUAUGUACGUACAUAUUUCUUCUCUAAACUUUGUCAUUCUUUUCUAAUGUAUAUGAUCUAACAAAAAUGAAACAUGAAAUGCAGCAGCAACCACUAAAAAAAUUCAAGGACGUCUAAUUUUUUCUGUCACUUUUGCCCUUUGUUUAUCCUUCCCUGUGAUUAGAUAAACAAAAUAAAAAAACAAAAUGCUGUAUUUCUCUUCUUACACCAAUCAGAACCAAUCCCAAAAGAAUGUUUGUUGACUCAGGUUUAGAGGUGUUCCAGAAAGACAGAUAUUGACAUUUUAAUUGAUAAAUAUUUUUAUUAUUCAGGCAUGCCAGAAAAGAACUAUGUCCUGCUUGACUAGUUUGUAUUUGCUACUGACUUUCUAUGUGAUAUAAAUGCAUUUCUAAUACUCUUUCUCAAGUUCUAAAGGAUUUUUAAAUUUCAAAAUGAUUAAUAUGUUUCUGCUGUUGUGGAUUUUGAUGAUAUUUACAAUAAAACAACCUACAUUUGACUUUGGUUUAAAAAGAA